AUGAUUCUUGCGACCCGCUCGCAGAAACUUAUUAUCUUGCUGAAAAUGGGCUUCAUCACUGGCAGGCAGGCGUUAACGAUGCCAAGCAGGGCUUCGAGGCAUGUUAGAAGGGCAAUUAUCGCUGAUGGCGCAGAUUCUAUACGAGAGAUCAGCAUGGCAUUUCCUCGCUCCCUUAAAUCUUUUGUUGAGGGCUACUCACACUACUCCCAUCGAGAACAUGCCGGUUAUGACGAGCUUCUGCCUCAUCCGCAUUUGAAGACCCCACAGAACGGGCAUCGGGAGCGCAACAGUCGUGACGUCCAUCAUGAGGUUGAAUACUCCGAUGAACAGAUCGAGAGACUUCUGAUCACCACAGAAGCCAUCGAUGGACUGAUUCCAGAGAAACGCAAACGGCCGGCAUAUCAAACAGCAAGCUAG
Letharia lupina is the source of this 417-nucleotide messenger RNA. RefSeq lists its product as uncharacterized. The transcript has 3 exons. Lineage: Eukaryota; Fungi; Ascomycota; Lecanoromycetes; Lecanorales; Parmeliaceae. The coding region runs from base 1 to 417 and encodes 138 amino acids. The record is from RefSeq and is a predicted model, not a curated record.